GUUGGGAAAAUGGUCGGGAUCUGCCUCACACUGAUUAAAUAUCGUUUUAAAGUUCAGAUGUUAAUGCCAUAGACCUAGCCUAAUAAUGAAUGGAUGGAUUUUGCGAGUUGUGUGGAAUGGACUGGGACAUGACCUCCGUAAAACUGACAAUCUAAACAUCUAUACGGUUGUAAGAUUCGAAAAUGAAUAGAACAUCAUUAACGUGGAAUGUUAGCCGUCUGUAUCACCAAUAUGCAGACCCAAGAGUUAAAGAUUGGCCCCUUAUGGAACGUCCAGUAACAGUGAUCUCAUUAGUAGCUAUUUAUUUAUUAAUAGUCAAGCAUCUUGGUCCUCAACAUAUGGCCAAUAGAAAACCAUACGUAUUUACCAAACUGCUUAUGACUUAUAAUGUUUCUUUAGUCAUUUUAACCAGUUAUACAUUAUAUGAGAUUUUUGUUAGUGUGUUACAUGUAGAUUUUGAUAAAGGUUGUAUGGUAGUUGAUUAUAGCAAUACACCAAUGGCCAUAAGGAUGGCUGGUGCUUCAUGGUUCUAUUUUAUUUCUAAAGUUAUAGAAUUGUUAGAUACAGUAUUUAUUGUUGCAAAAAAGAAGCAAAGUCAAGUGACAUUUUUACAUGUUUAUCAUCAUAGUACCAUGGUAUUAGUUUGUUGGUUUGUCACCAAAUUUAUGCCUGGAGGAAUGAAAUUCUUCCCAGCUUUAAUGAACUGUUGCAUACACAUAUUAAUGUAUUCAUAUUAUGGCUUAGCAGCAUUAGGACCUCACAUGCAAAAAUACCUCUGGUGGAAAAAAUACCUGACUCGUUUACAAAUUGUACAAUUUAUAUUAGCAACAACAUACCUAACUUAUUCUUUUAUGGUGCCUUGUGGAUAUCCACGCCUAAUAUCAGGAUUUGGAAUUGUAUAUUCCACGACAUUUUUAUCUUUAUUUCUUAAUUUUUACUAUCAAGCUUAUAUCAAGAAAGCCAGAUAAUAUGUGACUUUACCCAUACCAUAAUAGUAUAUAGUUAGUCUAGAAAUUAUAUUGGUGCACAUCUGGGUACAAAUUGUGUUAACAGGACUAGUCUACUUUCCUUUUUAGGUAGAAUAAAUACAUGUAAUUAUUGAAACUAUUUAAAAAGUUUACAUAAGAACAAUAAAGGGACAGAUGUGCCAUUGACUUGUCCAAUCAUAUAGUGUCAGAAACGACUCGUCUUUUCUUAAGACAAUGCCAUAUAUAGAAAAGACAUAGAAAUUGGAAAUGAAUUUCUAGAUUGAUAUAUUUUUUGAAGGAAUUAUUCCUUAUUAUUCUACUACUUUUGAAGACUAUUAACAUAUAUCAAGACACAAAAUGAUGUAUAUCCAUUUAAGCUUUUCGGAAGAGUGUAAGAAAACUACUGUAUGGAUUUAACAAACGUCUAAUUGGAGAGAAAUAUCCCUGCUACUUAUCCUGAAGGUUUCAAUUAAUAAUGUUAAGUCAUUACACCAAAACUGUCAAAAAAGUCAAACUGCUUAAUUAACAAUUAGUACUCUCCGUUUCUAAUUAACCCUUUUAAAACAAAGUCAGUUUAAUCAAGUUGAUACAUAGAUAUAAAUAGCAUACUUUAGAAAUAUUUUCAGGUAUAAUUUAUGAUAUUUUUGAUAAUGAAAAGAAAAGUUGACUGCUCAUGUUUGACCUACUUGUUCCCAGAUAGUCACAAAUGUCUUUGAAUUUCAAGGCUUGAAGACUAAAAUAAAUUGAAAACAACUAUGCCAGUUGUAUAUUCUGUUUAAUUUUCAUACAUGCAAUAUAGUUCAGUUUGAAUCUCGUAAUUGAAUGUCUGAUGAUGCACAAUUCUUUUGACCAAAAAGUUAGAUUAAAAUUUAGUGUGUGAAAAAAAAAAAUGUAUUCAUCUACAGAAUUGAUUAAUCAGUUAAUAGAGCUCAAUUUCAGCUACCUGUAUCAUCGUUGACAUCCUCAUUGGUGGUUAUUAUCCAUGACUCGUAAAGGUAAUAUCUGCACAUGUGAAUAAUGGCUAGGGCAAGAUUGUUUUCCCAUCCUUAAUUCCCUUCUUUGACUGGGGCCAUCAUUUGGUGUAUUGAUAGUUCCUUGUAAAUGUCUUGUCACAGCCCAUCUCAUGCUAUCUAAGCAUGUUUAGGAUAUAAAAUCUUCAUCAGGAAAGCUAUCUUUGGAGGUUAACUUUCUAAUAUAGGACUAAAUAUUCAUGAUAUUCCUGCUCAAAAAAAUUAAAACUAUUUUUGUUUUGUUAAUGUUUUUUUAAUUUAUUUUUCAAUUUAACAUUGUCAAUUAUAUUUUAUAGAUAUUUUCCAUUAAAAAAAAACAAAACAUGUCAACUGCUGAAGUCUUUAAUUAAAUGUCAGCUAUUAAAUGUCAUACCUUAAAGGUAUUGUGUAAACGGUUUUCUAACAAAAAUUUAUAUGUAUAGGGAACACUGUUGGCAUUAAUUUUUUCCAAUUUUUAUACGCCCACAUCUCUCUAUGUGGACGUAUAUUGUCGGCACCCCCGUCUGUCCGUCCGUCAACAUUUGCUUGUAAACGCUCUAAUAACUAGAAGGAAUCAUAUGAAAUUCGGUAUGUGUAUACAUAUUCAUAAAACGAAGAUCAAGCUAUUUUUACAAGCAGAGUUAUGGCCCUUGCCCCAAAAUCUUGAAUAUUUACCAUCCGCAUGCCGUGGUUGGCAUAGAUGGCUGUAGUCUACUAUCUUUAGUUAGAUGUCUGUGGUUCCUGCAAUUCCAAAAAUGUGUGAAAUGACGUUACUAAUUGCAAAAUAUGCUUUAUCACUUAGGGCCUUCGCAUGUCAUCAAACACUUAGUCUUAGUGAAAUUACAGAAACCGCAGAUGUCUGACUGAGAAUUGGAAUGGUGCAAAUUGAUGCUAUCAGUGUCCCUGAUGCACAUAAAAAUUUAGAAAACCUCUUUGCAAUCUCUUUAAUUGUAUUAAAUGAAUGGG
Lottia gigantea (owl limpet) is the source of this 2923-nucleotide messenger RNA. RefSeq lists its product as hypothetical. Bases 183 to 968 code for a protein of 261 amino acids. Gene Ontology annotation, molecular function: fatty acid elongase activity. The transcript has 8 exons. Gene Ontology annotation, cellular component: endoplasmic reticulum membrane. The record is from RefSeq and is a predicted model, not a curated record. Gene Ontology annotation, biological process: fatty acid elongation, polyunsaturated fatty acid; fatty acid elongation, saturated fatty acid; fatty acid elongation, monounsaturated fatty acid. NCBI's taxonomy places the organism in Eukaryota, Metazoa, Mollusca, Gastropoda, Lottiidae.